UGUGGCACCAUGGGGAUAAAGACAAGACUCCAAGCCAUGCUGAUGUUAUUAUGGAUCAUUCAAGGUGACACAAAGAAGGUGGAGUUCCCCAGAAAAGAGAUGGAGGUGGUACAAGGCCAGAUGGUGGUGUUACAAGCAUGGUACAGCCCCAGCGCAGACAUUUCCAAAAACUCUGUCAUUUGGUACUUCUCUGGGAACGAGUCCAAGCAGGUGAUAAACUUUAGCUCAGGUGAGGUCGGACACGGUCAGAACGAGUUCACAAAAAGAGUGGGCUUCAGUGUGGCCAUGCCCUCGGCCAACCUCUCCAUCUACAUCAAUAACACCCAGGAAUCCGACUCUGGUCGCUACAUGUGUAUUGUCAUCAUCCCCGGAGCUCCUGGCAUUUCUGGGGAGAUGAGCCUUAAUGUCAAAGUCCCUCCUUCUCCCCCAGUGUGCACCAUGACAGGGAACCCAGUGGUGAAGGGCAAUGUGACUCUGAGCUGUAAGUCCAGUCAUGGAAAGCCUGUCCCUCAGUACAAAUGGACCAAGGCUGCACCCAUGUCUGAGGUCUUCUUCUCUCCAAUGCAGAAUGAGAGACACGGUACCCUCAGGCUGAGCAACCUCACUAAAAGCAUGUCAGGGAAGUACAUCUGUCGAGCCAGCAACACCGCCGGCUCCGACAGCUGCUCCAUUAACCUGGAGGUUUUCACCUCUUCCAACGCAGGUGUGAUUGCAGCAGCUACUCUGGGGUCAGUGGUGGGACUGGUGGCCAUGGUGCUGUUUCUCAUAUUCAUACUGAGGAGGAGAGGAGACACAGAGGAGGAGAUAGCCAAUGAAAUCAAGGAGGACGCUCAGGCACCAAAGCGAGUGUCAUGGGCAAAGAGCAACACAGGCUCAGAUGGUAUGUCCAAGAAUGGCACCUUGUCCUCCAUAGCCACCAGCCCUCAACCACGAGACCCCCAUCAGCCCAACUUCCACUAUCCGUACUCCCCGAUAUCAGCUUCAGACGCGAGCUCAGUGAUCAACGCCUACCAGCUGCGCCCUGGAGAAGCCAAUACCUUACAAGGGCUUCCUGGCUACAACAUCGGAGGCACGCCGUCGCGUAAACACAGGCGGCCUCCGAGUACAAACGGGGCUCCUUCGCAGGUUCUCAGGAGCCCUGCGGUCACCAACCCCAAAAGAACUGAGGGGGCGCAGCCUCAGAUGGCACCUCCACUCACUGUGUCCCCACAAGUUAGUUCCUCCACUCUGACACGCAUGGGAGCUGUUGCUGUCAUGGUGCCUGCUCAAAGCCAGGCUGGAUCACUGGUGUAACGGCGUGGGAAGCAAAGGACAGAGAAUCCCUCGCAGUGAAGCGCCCUUUCUCUGUGAAGGCCUGAUAGGUUGAGAGAGAAGGAAAAACACGUGCUUCACUGGAACAAACUCUUCCUUCGGUUUGUUGACGAACCAGUGCAGCGUUCUUCAUUUCAAUUUUCUUUUAAAUGCUGCGAUCAGGCUCAUUAAAGAGAAAUAUAUUUUUAUUUCCAUGCUUAGAAAGAAAAGACGUGUUGAUUUUACGUAGCAGCAUACAGUGAUAUUGUAAACCGUAGCAAGCAGGAUGGUUUACUCGCGAUUGUCGUGCAAUGUUUUGGCUACAUUUCUAUGAUUUCUACAACUUCAUUGUAAAGAGAUUUUUCUAAUUUCAUUUUUAUGUUAUUUUACCUGGAUGUGUACAGUUCACUUUUCUCAGGCUAACUGCACUUGUUCAGAGCAAAAACACACAAUUCAGACACUGAAAAUAGUUUCUAGAGUUUCACAUUUCUGGCCCACAUUCAUGUUCACAUCAGGAAACAGUUUCAGUGUGGGUUGAAGACUGAUAAGGACUCAAAACUUGAUGAGUUUGCUUGUUAUGGUAGCUGGAAUGUAACCAAAGUAGUGAGUAUAAGUGUUAAAGGCGAUGGUUUCUGACUAUUUUGCUUAAAAUUGCUGAGUAUAACAAGAUUACUGCAAAAAUAUGGCAGAGCCAGUAGCGGAGACCGCUCAAGAAAGCGUCCAUCCUCGAUAUCUGACCAAUGUUUUCUGCUUGUUUGUUUUCAUGAUUUCAAUUACACUGAACUCUGGAGAUAACGUUGCAAUGAUGUUCUAAUGUUGAAAUGCUACAUGUAGCACUUUUAAUGCAGUUCUGACUGUU
Messenger RNA from Neolamprologus brichardi, 2149 nucleotides. It is a transcript of the gene esamb, whose product is annotated as endothelial cell adhesion molecule b. Gene Ontology annotation, biological process: homophilic cell-cell adhesion. Gene Ontology annotation, cellular component: adherens junction; plasma membrane. The record is from RefSeq and is a predicted model, not a curated record. Lineage: Eukaryota; Metazoa; Chordata; Actinopteri; Cichliformes; Cichlidae. Gene Ontology annotation, molecular function: cell-cell adhesion mediator activity.